UGCAGUGACGUCACCGGCGUUGUGGAGAGGAGAAGCCGGAGUAAGAUGGCGGGGUCCAAGGUGAAGCAGGACAUGCCUCCUCCGGGAGGCUAUGCUGCUUUUGACUACAAGAGAAAUCUGCCGAAACGAGGACUCUCAGGAUAUAGCAUGUUCGGCAUUGGCAUUGGCAUCAUGGUGUUUGGUUAUUGGAGGCUUUUUAGCUGGAACAGAGAGAGGAGGCGUUUGCAGAUUGAGGAGCUGGAAGCCAGGAUAGCCCUGCUGCCCCUGCUGCAGGCGGAGCAUGACCGAAAGUCCUUACGUAUGCUACGGGAAAAUCUAGAAGAGGAGGCGAUCCUCAUGAAGGAUGUUCCCGACUGGAAGGUCGGUGAGAGCGUCUUCCACACGGACCGCUGGGUCACCCCUCUGUCGGACGAGCUGUUCAACCUCCGCCCCCGCGAGGAGCUUUUGCACACCCGUUACGGCUUUACGUGGUAUGUGUGAGACCCACAGUGUCUGGAGCUCCACGGCCAGCACCUUGCGGACCUGAGCCCUCGCUCAAUUCAGCUUGUACAUUUUCAAUAUUAAAGUAUCUUUUUUUCUGUACCUCA
Molecule: messenger RNA, 587 nt
Organism: Plectropomus leopardus (leopard coralgrouper)
Lineage: Eukaryota; Metazoa; Chordata; Actinopteri; Perciformes; Serranidae
Gene: ndufa13
Product: NADH:ubiquinone oxidoreductase subunit A13
Cellular component (GO): respiratory chain complex I
Source: RefSeq, a predicted model, not a curated record